Messenger RNA from Cylindrotheca closterium, 612 nucleotides. NCBI's taxonomy places the organism in Eukaryota, Bacillariophyta, Bacillariophyceae, Bacillariales, Bacillariaceae. The record is from the annotation of a GenBank genome assembly.
AUGAACCGACCAAAGCCGAUACUGGCAACAUCACCUGAGAGAAGGGUGACCAUCAACCCAACUGUUCAGAUUGUAGAAACAUUGAACCUUGAGGGUUAUACCCCUAGCGAGAUCGCAGCUGCGUGGUACGAUGAAGAAGCCAUGGACAAAAUCACCCAACGAUGCUUUAAAGUACUACAGAGAAUGGAAGAAUGCGGAGGAACCAAGAAUGGCCAAAGGUAUUGUACCCGAGGCCUUGAAGGACACACAACGCUGGGGUCCAUCAGUAAAAAGAAAACAAGAACGGCUGCGUACGCAGCAGUAUUGAAUGAGCAAGAAAUGCAAUGGAACGAGAAUCGAGAUAUUGAUGUACAGGCCAUCUCGGAUGCAUACAUUAAAACCACUGCAAGCAGUCAACUGUGGGCUCAAGUCAUUGGCAACCGUGACCAUCAAGCCAUACAAGCAUACCUCUACCAAGAAGAAGAAGAAGAAGAGAACGAAGGAAUCGAUGCGAGGGCAACAACGGCAGCCCUGACCUGCCCCAUUUUGUCGUCAGAGUCUUCCCACAGCCAACCAACGGAAGACAAAGUACCCAGGAUAGCUGGUCGCCGGCCAUGUGCAAGAGCAGCAUGA